Colletotrichum aenigma is the source of this 1263-nucleotide messenger RNA. RefSeq lists its product as uncharacterized. The transcript has 3 exons. The coding region runs from base 1 to 1263 and encodes 420 amino acids. Lineage: Eukaryota; Fungi; Ascomycota; Sordariomycetes; Glomerellales; Glomerellaceae. Gene Ontology annotation, molecular function: protein binding. The record is from RefSeq and is a predicted model, not a curated record.
AUGGCAGGUCCGACCUCGCCGGGCACCGAAGGCCCCACGUUUGCCCCGCCCCAUCUCCCUGCUGGCUGGAUCGCCCAGUGGGAUGGCUCAAGCAAGAAGUACUACUUCGUGCAGCUUUCCACCGGUGUCUCGCAAUGGGAGGUCCCGACCGACGCCGCUCCUACAGGCGCAACUCCUGCCCAACCCUCUGAUCAUCCGUACGGCGUUCCUCAACCCGAACUCAUCACCCAUCCCGACGGUAGCCAGACCGUGCGACACGCCGAUGGCACCCUGGAGCCCGUCAACCCUCCCAUGCCACCCGACAAUACAAACACGAGAGGUCUUGAUGGUCCGACGGGCGACCGUGGCCUAGGUAGCAUGGCUAUGAACGCGCUGCUUGGCAAGAACUCCAGCCAUAACAACUCAUCAGGCUCCCAUGGGAAUUCUUCAAGUCCUCUCGGUGGGCUUGCAAGUCAGCUAAUCAGUGGGAUUGGAGGUCAUGGAAAUAACAACGCCAAUACUAGUAGUGGGGGAAAGAGCUCUCUGGGCAAACUCGGAGGUGCACUGGCUUCCAGUUUCCUCAACAAACCGCAGCAGCAGCAGCAGCAACAGGGGCAACAAGGCCAUCAGGGACAGCAGCAGAACUACCACGGCAGCCAGUCUACGGGACACCAGCAGCAGCAUGGAGGUCUCGCAGGUUCUCUUAUGGGCGGUGUCGCCAAUAUGUUUGGUGGUAAUAAGCCAGCUCACGGCAGCAACGAUUACGGAUACUCCAACAGCGCUUCUGGCGGCGGCGGUUACUCUGGCCAGGCUCCUCCUACCUCUUACCAGCCGUCGGGCUCGACGCAUACCCAGCACUCAUCCCCACCGGCAGGUGCCUCUUCCUACCACUCGCCCGCUUCCAACCAGGGUCACAACCAACAGUCGUAUCCUCCGCCGCCGACUCAAGCCCAGAAUCACAACCAGUCAUUUCCUCCACCGCCUAACCAGUACUCCACGCCGAACCAGGGCCAGACGCAUCACAACACCGCUUAUGGGGCGCCGCCUCAGCAAUCUCAUAACCAGUACCCUCCUCCGCCUUCUGGCGGGCCCUCUUCAUCAUAUGGUCAGCAACCCAGUUACGCCGCUCAGUCUAACCAACAACAGCAACAGCAGUACAGCGGAUACAACCCGGCAACCUACGGUGGUGGGAACCCCCAAGGCUCCCAGCCCGGUGGCUACCCCAGCCAACCCUCGUAUGCUGGCAAUUCUUCUCAGCAGGGUGGCUACAACACCCACUACUGA